Messenger RNA from Acytostelium subglobosum LB1, 1191 nucleotides. RefSeq lists its product as hypothetical. The record is from RefSeq and is a predicted model, not a curated record. Gene Ontology annotation, molecular function: RNA binding. Gene Ontology annotation, cellular component: nucleolus. Bases 1 to 1191 code for a protein of 396 amino acids. NCBI's taxonomy places the organism in Eukaryota, Evosea, Eumycetozoa, Acytosteliales, Acytosteliaceae. The transcript has 2 exons.
AUGCAAUCUACACAGUCCAGCACUCAAUUCACUGGAGGUUCACCACUUAUAGUCGCCAGUCAAGCAUUUGGACAAUCAUCAUCAACAACAACAACAACUGUGCCAUCACUAUCUCUAACAUCACAGCCACUACCACAACUUCAACAACUACAACCUACUGGAACUCCAUUGACCUUUACAUUGGCAUCAAAUGUUUCAUCUUCGUCAUCGUCAUCUUCAUCUUCGUCAUCUUCUUCAUCAAACACUGUGACACAACAUCAGAGACUUGCUGCCAAACUUCCUCCAAAGAAAGACAUUGCAGUUGAUAGGGCAGAGAUCAUACAGUUCCAAACGCCAGGACAUCAAUCCACACUUCUAGUAUCCAACCUCCCAAAGACAGUGACCACCUCUCAGAUAAAUGAACGAUUCUCCCCAUAUGGCCUGAUACAUGACAUCAUCUCCUAUGAAGGUUGGUACUUGGUCAAGUAUUACUCAAAGAUUGCUGCACAGAGAGCUUAUAAUGAUUGUUAUGGCACUGAAGAGUUUGGAUCUCCGAUGAGGAUAUCAUUCUCAAAGCGUGUGGACUCGGUGGAACUGCGUCAUGAUCAGAUGGUCAACUUGAUCAAUCAUUAUGUUGGCUUCUCAUCAUGGUCCACACAGAUUAUCAGUCUUUUACAAGUGGCCUACAUCAACAACUCGGAGAAACAACGCGAGAUGCACGAGAGCGACAUGAUGCCCAUUGAGGAGAUGCUGGCACUUGGUCUCGUGCCUCACGAGCACUGCUAUGAGUUCCACACAACGGUGCGCAUGCGACUCAAAGAUAGACGAACUUUCGAUGCCGUGGGCAUUGGCAUGGUGGACUCUCCCAAUCGUUUGGACUCUUAUAACUUCUCACGCAAGGCAUCCAUCACCAAUGCUAGGAAAGCAUUGUUUUCCAACUUGGCCAUUGUGAUUGUGGACGAUCAAAUACUAUUACACAUUGUCAAUCAAUCAAUUGAUGAUCAAUGGGAAGCACAACGUGAUGGAUUAAACAAGAAGAUGAGGUUGGAAGAUGCUCCAUUCGAUCCAUUCGAUCCAAAGCUCAAUGAAGAGUUCCAUCAAAUUCAAGAGGCCAAAUUAUUGGAACAACAACAACUUCAACAACAACAAAUGUUGUUGGAGCAAGAGCAACUGCAGGCGCAGGUACAAGUACCUGAUCAAAUGCAACAAUAA